AUGUUAAACAGUCAUCACGAAGAAAACAACUCGGAACCGAUAAACGACAUCAGCCACGUUGAAAUUCAUCAUUCGGAUCCAACUAUCGGUACCAUCUUGAGCAAAACUAAGAGGUCAGACAAGAGAAAAAACUCAAACCAAAGCACUCAAAACCCAGUCCCAACACCAUCAAGAACAAAGUAUGAAGAAAAAUUACCCUUUCCAAGAUUCGGAGAGAAGCUAGACCAAAAAGCAACUCUUCCUAAAGAACAAGUCAACGAAAUGGUAAAUGAACGAAAGAAUAUUUUGUUUAGUUUGUUAAAGGUAGACAGACAAAGAAGAGAAAAAGAUAUUUCUAUUGGUGAAUUCAUUCCCGAGCUUAAUGCAGUGAAAACACUUCAAAUGAAAGGAAAAAUUGGCAGUGAUAUGGGAUUUUCUGUUCGAAAAGAAAAUCUUUGUGAAAGAAUACGAAAUAAUCCAGCUGUUUAUGUUGAAGGGCUUGAUGAAAAACUAAUAAUAAGGCAAGAUUCGGAAAAUGCCUAUAGAUUUUUGCACAUUGAAGAAGCCCUCUAUUUAAUAGAUAUUGGUGCAUUGAUAUUAAUUUUUGAAAAGGAGCCAUAUCAGUUAUGCAAUUUGUCAAUUCAGGAAAAAAAAGUAAUCGCUCGAGUUGGACAUGUAGUAGCAUCAAUUCAAGAAGCAUUUGCUUUAUUUAUUCGUCAUUCAUCUAUUUCAAAGCACUUCUUUAGAAAUCCUGAAGAUCUGAUAAACUCAUUCCUAGCAUAUUCAUAUCUUAAGAAAUUAGGAUUUUCCAUUCAACGACAUGACAAGGAUAGAGAGGAAAAAAUGAAGACCAAGCUUGAACGACAAAAAAUGAAAAAAAACCAAAAAGAAGAGACCAAGAUUGAGGACUCUACACAUGAGAAUGUAUCAACACAGGAUCAGCUACAACACCCAAGAACAGAAAAUGAGAAAAAGAAACGGAAAAUAGAUAGUAAUGAGAAGUUAGAAAAAACUCCAUUACAAUCCUUUGACACCCCAACGCCAAUAAUGCCAAAGAAAAGUAGCACUAGAGUUUUAUGGAGCACUUUUGAUUGGUUUUCACAACAACAAGUGAGUGAGGACUUUGAAACAAAUGUUAUUCCUCUCGCUUACAAUCUUGAAUUGAAAGACGAACAAUUAUUGGAGCAACAACUAUUAUUUGACACGCUGAAUAUUAUUAAGAGUGGGAUUUACAUUUCGCACGACAAGAGCAUCAUCACAACAGACUCCUCUCUUCGAUCAACUCUGGGGUCUUCAAGUCAUAGCAGCAUGGGUUCAUCUGAACAAAUUAUGUUUGAUGUUUGGAAACCUGGAGUAAGCUUUAAUGAGCCUCCUUCCAUGAUUAUUAUUGUGACUUCUUUUUCCAACAGCACUGUUCCCACAAUUAACGAUAUUUUCAAAGUGGGCGAACAUGGUUCGAACCAAAUCCCAAUUUUUCAUUGUGUUAUUGGUGAUGGUGGCUCUGUCAUGUUUAUGAAUUUAUGUCCAUGCGAAAUUGAAAAUCUGUACUUGACUUCUCCAACCAACCACGGUAGCUUUAAGUGA
Molecule: messenger RNA, 1563 nt
Organism: Naegleria lovaniensis
Lineage: Eukaryota; Heterolobosea; Eutetramitea; Acrasida; Naegleriidae
Exons: 2
Coding region: 1-1563 (520 amino acids)
Biological process (GO): tRNA-type intron splice site recognition and cleavage
Cellular component (GO): tRNA-intron endonuclease complex
Source: RefSeq, a predicted model, not a curated record